AUGGUGGCCACACGAUCAUCCUCGGCGGCCAGUACGCCCAACAAGGCCGCUGCCACUUCGUCCCCCAAGCCGCAGUCGUCCGCAUCCUCUUCUGCGACCGGGUAUGAGCCCGCUCCACGAUCGACCUCGUACGAGUUUGGCGGCCCGAUCGGCGCGUUGGGCGUCACCGUCGCCGUACCCUUUUUCGCCUAUUGUCAGUAUGCAGUGUACUCUGAGAUCCCCAACACGGGUCCGUCCCACAUCCCCCAACUCACACCCCGUUGAGCCCACGCUGCGCACAUCCAACAGGGCUCACGCUCGCGUGCACGGCUCAGCAAUGUCCGCCGUGGCCGAUGUCCCACUUCCUCGACUUCCACGGCCAACGUUUCCAACGGAUGACGACCUUGCACUUCUACCGCGACCUUUUCUCCAAGGAGGCCUCGAUCGCGUACGCGCUGUGGUACCUCUGGACCGUCGUCUGUUGGGCCGUCCUCCCCGGAGAUCAGGUGCAAGGUGUCGAGUUGAGGGAUGGCUCGCGUCUGACUUAUACCAUGAACGGUACGUGACCCGCUUUGCUGGGGCGGGUAAUGGGCGACUGAACUCCGCAUGAUGAUCCCCACCAGCGUUCGCUACGAUGGUCCUCACCCUUGUCCUGAUUGCGACGGUCACCUACACCCAGGGCCUCAAGCCCUUGCUCUUCAUCGUCGAGAACUACGUUCAGCUCAUUUCGGCCGCCAUCCUCAUGAGCGUCGCGCAGGUGAGAGCCAAGACCAGCUGUGCGUGUUGGGUCAGCAACAGGAUACCACACUGAUGCUUUGCCCUUUCCCUCCCAGGCCCUCUUCGUCCACGUGCAAUCGCACCAAAAGGAAGUCUCCGAGACGCUCGGCGCUCCCCGAGGAUACCUCCAACAACCCAUGCUCGCCCUCGGCGGCAACACCGACAGUGGGCUUUACAACGUCAGUAGCAUUUCGUAACCUCCGCGUUGAGUUACGGACCAAAGUCUGACAAAUACUAUUCUCCCCUCUCAGUGGUUCAUCGGCCGAGGCCUCAACCCCCGCAUCGGUUCCUUCGACAUCAAGUCCUUCAACGAGCUCCGCCCCGGCAUGAUCCUGUGGAUCAUCAUCGACCUCGCCAUGAUCGCGUACCAGUACCACACGAUCGGGAGGGUCACCGAUAGCAUCUUGCUCGUCGUUGCGUUCCAUUCGUGGUAUGUCUUUGAUGCGCUUUACAAUGAGGUCAGUUCCGGCGUUUGGUCUGAGUCUGAGGAGAACGGUGUGCAAGACUAACUUGGGGUGGUACUACCUUCGUGGACAGGCGGCUAUUUUGACGACCAUGGUCAGUAGGCAGAGGUGGUCUGGUCCCAAUCGCAUACCUUCUCGCGACUGAAUUGUAUCCGGUCUGCUCUCGAACAGGACAUCACGACCGACGGCUUCGGCUUCAUGCUCUCCGUUGGCGACCUCCUUUGGGUCCCUUUCACCUACUCCACCUCGGCCCGCUACCUCGCCCUUCAUCCCAACGACUUGGGUCCGGUCAAGACGGUACUCAUCAUCGCGCUGCAGUUUUUGGGAUAUUGGAUCUUUAGGAGUUCGAAUAGCGAGAAGAACGAGUUCAGGAAGGGGAACAAUCCCAAGAGUGAGUGUACAAGCCCGGUGGGGUCCUUCGUGCAAAAGACUGAUGCCAUGCGGUCUGUCGUGGUCUGUGCACCAGACCUCAAAUUCCUGCAAACCGAAAGAGGGACCAAACUUCUCACCUCCGGAUGGUGGGGCCUAUCGCGUCACCCCAACUAGUACGUCACACACACCCUCUCACGCCUCCCAUCAACUAACCCACCCACUCCUCCCCUCCCACAGUAUGGGCGACUGGUUCAUGUCCUGGGCCUGGUCCCUCCCCACCGGAUUCUCCAGCCCCGUACCCUAUUACUACGUCAUCUUCUUCGCGAUCCUAUUAAUUCAUCGGGGUAUGAGGGACGAUGAGGCGUGCGCGCACAAGUAUAAGAAGGAUUGGGAGACGUAUAAAGGGAUUGUGAAGUGGAGGAUCAUCCCUUAUGUUUACUAG
Messenger RNA from Microbotryum saponariae, 2034 nucleotides. Lineage: Eukaryota; Fungi; Basidiomycota; Microbotryomycetes; Microbotryales; Microbotryaceae. The record is from the annotation of a GenBank genome assembly.